Molecule: messenger RNA, 2340 nt
Organism: Lytechinus variegatus (green sea urchin)
Lineage: Eukaryota; Metazoa; Echinodermata; Echinoidea; Temnopleuroida; Toxopneustidae
Product: monocarboxylate transporter 13-like
Exons: 5
Coding region: 251-1603 (450 amino acids)
Biological process (GO): transmembrane transport
Molecular function (GO): monocarboxylic acid transmembrane transporter activity
Source: RefSeq, a predicted model, not a curated record
GGUAGGACGCUGGCUACGUGCAUCGACCACGCAGUACCAUCGUGCGUUUAACACGCAUUAUUUAUAUGACGCAGUUCAAGAUCUUGUUGGUAUGUUUCUUCUGCUAUUAACAUUUUUUUCAACGGAUUGUUGGUUUAUCAAUGAUAUAAUGUGCUACACGCGACAGUGAUAUCACACAUUCUUCAGGUUAAUUUGUUGUGUUACUUAUCGAUCAAAACAAGGUUUUUAAAUUUGCAGUGCCUCUUUUAACAUGGCUGGUAACUUUCACGCGAUGGUAACUUCUGAGAGUUUUCUAAUAGUGUUAGUAACAUUUCUAAGAACCUGUGGCCAUGUGGGAAUUAUCAAGACUAUGGGUAUUUACUUGGAAGACAUCAACCGAAGUCUUAGAACGACACCAACCGAUAUAGGAAUCGCUCUUGGUCUUCUGAGUGCAUUCAGCAGUUUUCCAGCUCCAAUAAUUGCUGCCCUCUACCAACGUCGUUCAAUCCGUCGUUUCCUCCUUGUGUCUGGGGCGUGUCUAACUCCAGUAGGAGUGGCGUUAACAUCCAUGGCAACCACCAACGCUCAAAUGGCAAUAUUUCUUUCAAUUACAGGUCUUGGACAUUGUGUCAUAAUGGUUUGUUCUAUCAUUUCAUUACAUCGUGUUGCUUCAAACAAUUACAAUCUACUCUUCAGUCUUGGAAAGACUGGAUAUGGGACUGGUAUGGUUCUAAUACCAUUUUUGGCUGAACUGUUGCGUAAAGCUUAUGGCUGGAGAGGUGGAUUGCUUAUCAUGAGUGGACUGAUGGCACAUAUUAUUCCUUGUGCUGUUGGUAUAAAGCUGGACUCUGAUGAGAAUAUCGAACGUGAUUAUCGGCAAGUUCUGAGUAGUUCCAUUGGUAGUGAUAGAGAAGAUGAAGAAGAACAAGGAGAGGAAGAAACGGGGAAAGGAAAACAUGACUGUAAUAGCUGCAUCCGUCGGGAUACAAAAGGAAACGACUAUCAGCCUGGAGCUUUGGCACGGAUCACCACCAGUAUUCGCCAGUCAGAUUUCUACUCGGACCCUCUGUUGAACGUGAUAAUCAGUCUCAACAUGACUUUCUUUGUGUUCUAUAGCGGCUGGCACUCCUUUCUCGUACCACAUACACUCCAGAGAGGAAUCUCUAUCCGAGACACCCUGAUCAUUACAUUUACAGCAGCAAUAGGGAAUACCUUCAGCAGGGUUGCUGUAGGUGUCCUCACCAACAACCGUUUCCAUCCGGUCACUAUAUUUCUCUUCGCUACAGUGGUGGACAUAGUUGCACUCCUCUGCGAUAUUUAUGUCGUCAACUACUACCUUAUCUUAGUGACGUCUUGUGUCUCUGCAAUGUCGAUAGGAGGAAGGGCAAUUUUGGGCGCGCUGAUUUUGAGGGACAGAGCGUCUCCAGAGAAAUUCCACAUCGCCUUUUCUGUCGAUAAAGUCUUUCAAGGAUUUGGGAUGUUUGCUGGUGGUUACUUUGGAGGUUGGAUUGCCGAUCACUUCUCAACCUAUGACGCUACGUUUAAAUUCCUAACUUUCAUCGACGUCUUCAUUCUCGGACUGAUAACAGUAAUCAAGAUCAAGCCGAAACCCAAUCCCACCUGACCAUUCAGAAGGGACCUAAAUAUUACCUUCCGUUCGUGGUUAUUCAAGUGCAAACGAAAACCUGACAAUACCUAUUGUACAUGCUAAAUGCUAAUUUUUGAAAAUGGUCGGAAAAUCUUUCAAAUGAGAAAAGAUGAUUCUGAUUGGAUCUGAGCUUCUGUCAUAGUAUAUGUGGAAAUAAAUUUACGAGAUGCUGCACAGACACCAUGAUUACUUUCAAGAUUUAUCUUUCUUGUUUCAGCCAACCAUGGAAGAAUAAUCAUCUGAAAACGCUAUCUACAUGAAUCUCAGAAAAGUCAUGUAAAGUGAUUGAAGUCCUAGCUAUCUGUCUCACAUAAGCGGCAUGCUCUGCGAAGUUUUGCUCCUAACUCAAGAACACCUCUAUGCGAAGAGAUUGGUGCUCCAUCUCUGCUGAAGAAUGGCUAAUUCAAUAAGACCUCUCAACCAAGCCAGGUGUACUCAAUGGUCAGUUCACUUCGGUCCUCCCAGUGAAGAUGCAUCGCAUCUACCAGACCUUGGAGAAAGCCUAUAUACUCAUCCUGCAUUCGAUAUUGGCAGAAAGAUUCUUGGAACUUCCUACGAACCUGAUCAAAUUCAGCAUGUGAUACUGAUUAACUUUCUGCAGACCCAAGUGAGCUUGCUCACUAAGGCAAGGAAGGUUCGAAUAUCCCGAAGGAUCGUAAUUCCGAAGAUUCGUUAGUCCGAAAACGAAAUAAGGUUCGCAAUUCUAAAGGUUC